AUGAGCGUCUUGAGACCCGGGAGCGGGGCUCUGUCUCCGUCGGGGAGAACGUCUUGGUCGUGGCGGUGCUGUUGGUGGUGGUGGUGGUGGGUUCUGGUAAUCGGGAUGGCAGUAGGCUCAGGGGACCCGUGGAUGUCCGCUGAGGCAUGCCCCUCUCCUUGUUCUUGUAGCAGCACCAGGAUCUCCUGCGUGGACCCGGAGCGGGGUAUCAAUGCUUUCCCUGUCCUGCAGAGCGAGGCGGAGAACAUCACCGACAUUUACAUCGCCAACCAGGGCAGCUUCUCCUCCAUCAACGACAAAGACCUGCACAACUACAAGAAUCUCAGGAACCUAACUGUGACCAACAGUAGACUGACUUAUGUAUCAAAGCUGGCCUUUCAAAACAACAUCAAGUUACAGUACCUGAAUCUGAAAGAUAACAACCUGUCAUCGCUGUCCUGGAGGAUGUUUAGACACCUCAACAUCUCUUAUCUGAUCCUGACUGGGAACCCUCUGCACUGUUCCUGUGAGAACAUGUGGAUCAAGCUUUGGUUAGGAGAGGAAGCUGACACUCAGGAGCUGCGCUGUAUUGAGGAUGGAGGAACACGCAAGUUUCUGUCUGGACUGACACUACCUAACUGUGAGGUUCCCAUGGCAACAUUGAGCCCAUCCAAAGUGAACUUAAUGGAGGGGGAAAACAUGGAGCUGUCUUGUACAACCUCUGGAGUGCCCUCACCUGAACUGAUCUGGAACAUGGCAUUGGUCACCAACUAUGAGAUCGUGACAUCAGGUCAGAUUUCGGUGCUGCGAUUGUCCAACCUGUCGUCACUGGACCACAACAGCAAGAUCAGCUGCACAGCUGAGAACGUUGUGGGAGAAAAGGAAUCCUCACUGCUGCUGAAUAUACUUUUUCCCCCCAAAAUCAAUAAGCUGAGUGAUGCAAUACCAGACCACCACUGGUGCAUCCCCUUCAGCGUGUCAGGAAACCCUAAGCCAGAACUGAAAUGGUUUCUGAACGAUGAGGCAGUGACGGAGGGGAUCUACAUCAUGACUUUCAUCCAUGACAUCACAGAGAGAGAAUACCACGGCUGCCUGCAGCUGGACAGCCCCACACACCUCAACAAUGGGCUGUAUACGCUGGUGGCUGAAAACAGAUUUGGGUCAGAUCGAAAGAACGUGGAAGCCCACUUCAUGCGCAAACCCUGGGAUGGAACUGAGAGAGAGCCUUACUACUAUGACCCAACCACAGAAGGCCCCCCUGUAGACCCACCUGAGGACAGAGUCGCUGUGUACGUGGUGGUGGGCAUUGCCGCUGUAGCAUUCACCGGUUUCCUCCUGAUGUUGGUUAUUCUCAAGUUCGGAGGAAAUUCCAAGUUUGGCAUCAAAGGACCAUCCUCAGUGAUCAGUAAUGAUGAUGACUCGGCUUCUCCUCUUCACCACGUCUCCAAUGGUAGCAACACCCCUUCCUCCUCUGAGAUGGGACCCGAUGCAGUCAUCAUCGGCAUGACCAAGAUCCCAGUGAUAGAGAACCCUCAGUACUUCAGGAGCACAAACAGUCUACUCAAAACGGACACAUUCGUCCAACAUAUUAAGAGACAUAACAUCGUGCUGAAGAGAGAGUUAGGAGAGGGGGCGUUUGGGAAAGUCUUCCUGGCUGAGUGUUACAACCUCUCACCUGACCAGGAGAAGAUACUGGUGGCUGUCAAGACACUUAAAGAGGCCAGCGAGAAUGCCAGGAAGGAUUUCCACCGUGAGGCUGAGCUGCUGACCAACCUUCAGCAUGAACACAUUGUCACUUUCUAUGGAGUGUGCGUGGAGAGCGACCCUCUCAUCAUGGUGUUUGAGUACAUGAAGCACGGAGACCUCAACAAGUUCCUCAGGGCUCACGGUCCAGAUGCAGUUCUGAUGGCAGAGGGCCAGACCACCAGACCUGUGGAGCUGACUCAGUCCCAGAUGUUGCACAUCGCCCAGCAGAUAGCAUCUGGCAUGGUCUACCUGGCAUCACAGCACUUUGUGCAUCGUGACCUGGCCACCAGGAAUUGUCUGGUGGGCGAGAACCUGCUAGUAAAGAUUGGAGACUUUGGCAUGUCCAGAGACGUCUACAGCACUGACUACUACAGGGUAGGUGUCGGAGGUCACACCAUGCUGCCAAUCCGCUGGAUGCCCCCUGAGAGCAUCAUGUACAGAAAGUUCACCACAGAGAGUGAUGUUUGGAGUCUAGGGGUUGUUCUCUGGGAGAUCUUCACCUAUGGAAAACAGCCUUGGUACCAGCUCUCCAAUAAUGAGGUGAUAGAGUGUAUAACCCAGGGCAGGGUGCUUCAGCGCCCUCGGACCUGUCCUAAAGAAGUGUAUGACCUGAUGCUGGGCUGCUGGCAGAGAGAGCCACACAUGAGACUCAACAUCAAAGAAAUCCAUGGUCUGCUCCUCAAUCUGGCCAAAGCCUCGCCUGUAUACCUGGAUAUACUGGGCUGA
Molecule: messenger RNA, 2451 nt
Organism: Scomber scombrus (Atlantic mackerel)
Lineage: Eukaryota; Metazoa; Chordata; Actinopteri; Scombriformes; Scombridae
Gene: ntrk2a
Product: neurotrophic tyrosine kinase, receptor, type 2a
Exons: 20
Coding region: 1-2451 (816 amino acids)
Biological process (GO): regulation of phosphatidylinositol 3-kinase/protein kinase B signal transduction; cellular response to brain-derived neurotrophic factor stimulus; multicellular organism development
Cellular component (GO): axon; signaling receptor complex; plasma membrane
Molecular function (GO): brain-derived neurotrophic factor binding; brain-derived neurotrophic factor receptor activity; ATP binding
Source: RefSeq, a predicted model, not a curated record